Molecule: messenger RNA, 2575 nt
Organism: Teleopsis dalmanni
Lineage: Eukaryota; Metazoa; Arthropoda; Insecta; Diptera; Diopsidae
Exons: 5
Coding region: 424-2238 (604 amino acids)
Source: RefSeq, a predicted model, not a curated record
GAGGUACGCCGUCGUUCAUACAAAUCAUUUCACGCACCCUUGGGAAAAUCGAAUGCAGACGCUUAUCUAAAUUUAUGCGGAAAGAUACUGAAAGGAGUAAAGCUUAAUUCCAUUUCAUCGCUUCGCACAUCAAUUACCAUUGUCAACAGUAGCUAACAAUAGUGUGCACGGUAAAGCGCAGGAACUCGAGAAAUUGGCGGAAAACUCUUUCGAAAGUGUUCUGGUUGACUUGAUUUGUUGCUACAGCAUGCUGAGCACAAUGUCUGUUGGCUCAUUGAUAAAUUAGUCUAAACAAAUUUUGGCUACUAGAAUAUCGUCGUGCAACAACAACGACUCUAAUAUAUCGCAACCACAUUUGCUUUGCGCCACCUAGACAAGUAACAGCUUACGGACGUACACGAACUCAAAGUGGCUUAAACAGCCAUGCAUAACGCAAUGUUUCCUGGCACAGCCAAAUUUCAAACACGUCCAGCAUCACCUCAAUUUGCAAAUUUUUCACCGCCACUCGACUAUCCGCAUAACAACGGUGCAACAGUAGGUAUGCCCACAGGCGCCACAGCACUCGGCCCACCCAAUUCGCAUCAUAUGUCUAUGUCUAUGCGUCAUCCUAAAACCAUGUCAAGCAAAACAAGAUCCAAUGCUGGUCAUCAUAUGGUUAAUUCAAACACUAUGGGCAUGAUGGCCGGUGGUAUCGGUGGUGGUAGCCUUGGACAUCAUCGUGGUGAUUUGAUUUUUCCAGAUGAGACAGACACUAUAGAAUUUUGCAUGCCACCACCACCGGCUACAGGGAAUGGCAUGUCACCAGGCAUGAAUGGUGAAUUGUUAUUACACAGCAAUAAUGGAUUUUGCAAUGCUGAAGCAUUUACAGAACGACGUCGCCGUGGUCAGAGUCGACGCAGCAAUCACAAAAUGGAUGUGGAGCAACAGGUCAAAUGGUCACGCAAAAAUAUUGCAGCCACAAUGGAACGAUUCGAGCCAACAAAUCAUUCGUCCUCUUCGACUUCUUCAUUGGAAUAUGGUUUUGCCGCUGGCGUAGUCACACCAUCAACAACACCUUCACAUCAAUCUCAAGUGUCGCCUGUACAACAAUCGUACCCGUGCAGUAGUAAUAGCAUGGCGGGUGCUGCCGCUCCCAUGAAUCACAUAUACUCUUAUGCAUACUAUGAGCCGGGUGCUGCUAAAUGCCAUACGAAUAUACCGAUGAAGGAUGGUUCCAUUCCAGCUAUUAUACCUGCUCCACAACCAAUUGCAGGUCCUUCAAAAAGUCCGCCACGAAAUUCUAUACGUGCUUUGUUGGCAAAGGGAUUCCGUUCAAAAUCUAAUAGCGGUCAGUCAACAUCAUCUUCACCUAGCGCGGAUGAUCGUCAUACCUACACUACACGUUAUGGUACCACAGAAAAUCUUUAUGAAGAAGUAAGUGAACAGAAAAUACGUAAAGUGCUCUCUGAUAAUCGCAUAGCAAGUUCGAAUGGUAAUGUCAAAGAAGAAUUACGCCGUGUGCAACAUAACCACUUUCGCGUUUUGGAUGAACUUAAUUUAAGUUUAGAAGCUUUAAUUAUGCCACCAACUCCACCGGAUGUCAGCCCCAAUCAUGUGGAUGACGAUGAUGAACCCACCACCAGCGCAGCAGCAGCAGCGGCUUUAUCAGCAACUACUACAACUGGUGCAGCAGCAGCAGCACAACGACCACGUCGAAUUGGUUUGCUUGGUGGUGCCUCUUCGUCAUCAUCAACAUCUUCUCAACAACGUACACUAUCACAUGCCAGUUUGGAAAAUCUUUCUACUACACUUAAUUCAAUUGAACUAAAAGAUCAUGCGCAUAGUUCUUGCAUAAAUCCUGAAUUUGAUGAAGGUGAUUUAGAUAGCGGCUUCAGUGGUAGCGGUAGUAGCAGUGGUGCAAGCUAUAAUGAAAGUUUACGUUACUAUAAAACAGGUACAAACCAUAUGCAAACCACUACUUUGCCACAUAAUCUGAGAAGUUGUCGCUCAUCAACUGCUUCUGGCACAUCAACCUCGAAGAGUAGUAUGGCUUCGUCAGAGGAUCAAGGUAUUGGUAUGAUGUCUGCUAUGGGUGGAUGUGGUAUAACAGCUGCGACAGCUGGUAAUAGUUUAAUGACAUCACCAUUCAAUUAUGCACGACGUUGCUCUGAUACACAACGUGCUUCGGCACGUUCAGCAUCGGCUACUUCUGCGACGGGCACGAAACCAAAAAAAAACUUUUGGACGAUAAAACCGUGAUGCUAUAGAAAGGCGCUACGUAGUUUUUGCAAAAAAUGGAGUAUUGUGGUGGAAUAUAAUUCAAAGACUGCCUCAUGCCAUGUCAUACAAUAUCGUUGUGCAAAUUAUACAUCACGUUAUUUAAAUGCCGUCGAAGAAUGUUGUCGCCCCAUUUUUCAUGAUCGUUACGAUUGAUACUUAAGAAAUAUUGCCACAAAAAGCGUUUGGGUUUAAAUUUUAAAUAAUAUUUAAAUAAAUUUAUAAACGCACCAUAAUAAACAGUUCUUCUUCAGCACCUUUAAUGAAUUAUUGAAUGUUGUUGAAUUAAGAAAAACAAUCUCUUACAAAUUUUAAUAAA